GGCAAUGCGCGCCCAGUAACGGCGAAAGAAUUUGCUUGCUAAGUGUUACGGUACUUUCAUCGGAGUCAGAACAUUUUUGUAGGUGCAACUACUGCGACAAUAAUUUGACGGCGCUGCAAUCGUCUAGUGACGCGUUACUGGCUAUAGAAGAGAUAUAAUUGUAUUGAUUUUGACACUCGUACCAACAACUAUUCGCUUUUUCUGUGUUGCUGGAAAGUGACGGAAGCGAUGUUCCAGAAACGAGGGCGACCCUUUUCGAGAGUCGAAACGCGGCCGAUAUCUACGUACUCAUCCCUUAGUUCCAUCACAGGCACAGGGGACCGUAAUAUCCUGCUGACGGUGGACACGUCUUCGUUGUCUUCCUCUUCGUCUGGAGGAUACGGUGGCUGUGUCAAUGCCGGCUUGGAAUCGGACCGCGACAGUGAAACUGGGAUCGCGGGCAUCGGCCAAUUGGCGGAGACACUUCUGAGGCAGCCGGUUUCCUCCGCCGUCAGCGUCAGCAAGUCAGAUGUGCACUUGGGGCACACCCUUAACUACAAUGGUCCUGUGACCAUCAACCUCAGCCUACAGCAGCAGUCUGAGCAUCACACAACGACGUCCCAGUCGGAGUCACAGCCUGAGCCUCAGCCUCUGAAUGGACACCCGUCUCAAGAAAUGCCUCAGAUCGGACAACGGUGUCGCCAAGAACUGCUGUCUCACAUUCAGCCCAAGACUCAGUUUCAACCAUCUCCACAACAGCAGCUGGUGUCUCAGCCUCAAACUCAGAAUCAGAUUCAAGAUCCUCCUCAACAGCAGCCACUGGCGCAGACUCACGUUCUGCCUCAUACUCAACAAAACCGCAUUCUCAGCACGAAACAACCAGAGGGAAUGCUACAGCGGAAUAUGCAGAUGACGUACGGACAAGAUUUCAGGACAGUGAAGCCAUCUGGGUGUCAGCUGAUAGCGGCGGAGCUCGCUCGGAAGGGUCAGUUGACUGGGCUGAUCAGAGACGUGGGAGCCGACGUCGUGCAGUCCUGCUGCGAGCGCAACAUGGUCUUCAUCGUGCUGCUCGUCGUUCUCGUCACGGUCUGCGGAAUCUUCUUGAGCCUGGUGGUCGGGUACAGGCGCAACGCGUCACCGAGCAGACCCAGUGUCAAUACAACGGUAAAAGGUACAUCGCCGAACGAGCUAAAUACGGAGAACCCACAUAACAUUACGGUUGCUGUGGGCCAAGAUACAGGAUCUACAACUACAACGGAGAAACAAAUUUCGGAUAAAUCUACAAUUGCAACAGAGAAAACAAAUUCUGGACAAACCUACAACUACAACAGUCAAACAAAAUUCGUACAAACGACUUCAGCCAAACCUACAACUACAACGGAGACUCAAACUUCGGGACCCUGUCAACGUUCUUGUGAGCCAAUAAUAGACAGCUGUGGGAACAUAUAUUUCUGCGAUUACAUCAAAUGUGACUUCGGGAACCACAGUGUUUGGCUGGGUUGUAAUCCUGUAGGAUGUGUAUAG
Molecule: messenger RNA, 1503 nt
Organism: Schistocerca cancellata (South American locust)
Lineage: Eukaryota; Metazoa; Arthropoda; Insecta; Orthoptera; Acrididae
Exons: 3
Coding region: 229-1503 (424 amino acids)
Source: RefSeq, a predicted model, not a curated record